AUGAAUGACUACUCACUGUUCACCAAAUCUACCUCUACUUCUCUUACAGUCCUACCAGUGUAUGUUGAUGAUAUUUUACUAGCUAGGCAUAAUGUUAUUGAAUUAGACAGUGUUAAGUUAUUCCUUGAUCAACAAUUCAAGAUCAAGGAUUUGGGGACAAUCCACUAUUUCCUUGGUUUGGAGGUCACUAAAUGUCCUCAAGGCUACAUCAUCAGUCAACAGAACUUCACACAUGACUUGCUGGCAGAGUUCAAUUGCCAGAACUUUUCCCCUGUUGUGACUCCUCUUCUUGAUGCUUCUGUCAAGUUGUAUGUUGACAUGAAUGCCCCUUUGACUGAUCCCAGCUCAUAUAGGAGAAUUAUUGGCAAACUCAACUUUCUCCAACAUACUAGGCCUGAUAUAUCUUUUUGUGUUCAACAUCUUAGUCAGUUUCUUAAGGCUCCUCAAGUUCCUCAUAUGCUUGAUGCUCUUCAUGUGUUGAGGUAUCUAUCCAAUGCUCCUGAUUUAGGGAUCCUUCUGUCUUCUUCUUUUGAUGUCUCUAUCAAGGCCUACUCAGAUUCUGACUGGGUUGCUUGUGCUGAGUCAAGAAGGUCUGUUUCUGUUUUUUAUAUUACACUUGGUGGUUCCCCAAUCUCUUGGAAAAGCAAAAGGCAACCCAUUGUUUCAUUGUCAUCUGUUGAAGCUAAAUACAUGGCUCUUCGCAAAGUGGUUGCAGAGGUCUCUUGGUUGGUCCGUAUAUUGGGUGAUCUUAGUCUACAUAUUUCUGCUCCUGUCCCCAUAUACUGUAACAACAUUGCUGCUUUACACAUUGCCAAGAAUCCGGUCUUUCAUGAGAGGACAAAGCAUAUCGAGAUUAAUUGUCACUAUGUGCGUGAGAGUCUCAAUUUUGGGUUGAUUUCUUUGCAUUUUGUGCCCAGUUCUGCCCAACUUGCUGAUAUUAUGACAAAGGCUCUUCCUGGUCCUCUCU
Nicotiana tabacum (common tobacco) is the source of this 967-nucleotide messenger RNA. The record is from RefSeq and is a predicted model, not a curated record. NCBI's taxonomy places the organism in Eukaryota, Viridiplantae, Streptophyta, Magnoliopsida, Solanales, Solanaceae.